Triticum dicoccoides is the source of this 2388-nucleotide messenger RNA. Its product is annotated as F-box protein SKIP23-like. Gene Ontology annotation, molecular function: protein binding. The record is from RefSeq and is a predicted model, not a curated record. The transcript is spliced from 2 exons. The coding region runs from base 466 to 1845 and encodes 459 amino acids. Lineage: Eukaryota; Viridiplantae; Streptophyta; Magnoliopsida; Poales; Poaceae.
CGGCCAGCCCACCGCGAAUCGACCACAGCUCCGGCACCGGGAGGACGGCGCUGCUCUCUCCGGUACCCGAAUCCUCCCUUCUCCUGACACCUCUUCCGCUUUUCUCGCUCGCUCGGAGGGGCAUGGAAGCUGGAGCCUUGGCCCUUGGGUGUUCCUCCCCACGCCCGCCGUGGUCGUCCGGCCAUCAGGCGCUUACGGCAGAUCGACGCCUGCUCCGGCAACGGGACGGCGCUGCUCUCUGGCGCCAUCCUCUUCCUCUCUUGCUAGCCCCGGUUCUUGGUUUGGGUUUCCGUCUCGGCUCCCGCCGCGUCCGCUGGGCAUGCGCGCCAGCCGUUCGACGCAUUGCCUCUGCGCUGGGGGUGGUGCUGUGCCGUGUUUCUUCUCGUUGUGUUCUGUUGGAUGGUUGAUGUUCGAUGAAAGGGCAGCGGUCGCUGAUGAUGUUGUUUCUUUGCACUUGCAGGGACGAUGGCGGCAGAGGAGAUAUCACACUGGCAGCCGGUGCGGUCAUGGUCGUCCAUCCCGCUCGACCUGGCCGGCAUGGUGCUCCGCCUGCUCCACUCGUACGCCAACCGCGCCCGCUUCGCCGCGGUGUGGUUCGCUCGUGGAGGGACGGUGGUGGCACAGAAGAAACCCAAUUUGCAGCCGCCGGCGCUGUCGUGGUCGUCCAUCCCGCUCGACCUGGCUGGCCUGGUGCUCCGCCUGCUCCCCGCGCACGCCGACCGUGCCCGCUUCGCGUCAGUGUGCCCGCAGUGGCGUGCCGCCGCGAGGCAGCAGCUGCUGCCACCGCCACUGCCGCUGCUUGCGCUCCCUGAUGGCACCUUCUACAGCCUCCCCUAUACCAAGCCCUUCCGUUUCCCUGGCUGCGGCUUCGCCGGGUACCAGAGUGCCUGCGGCAGCUGGCUUGUCUUCCCCCGCGACGACGGGUGCUUCCUGGUUGAUCCCUUCUCUAGGGAAACAGUGACGCUCCCUCCUCUCUCCAGCGUCCGACUCCGGCCUCCAAAUGCAGUCGCUAAAUGGUCGUAUGAGCAUGGGGCAAAAGUAGCUGACCCUUAUGUCACAUGGAUGCAUAUGAAGGACUCAGACAAGCUGCACAUAAGUAAGCUAGUCGUGUGCUCACCAAAUCUUGUUGCUGCCCUUGUCGGCAUUGGAUACACCAGUCAGAUUCUAAUGUGCCAGCCAGGGGCCUUGUCGUGGUCAGUACGUGCGUACGAUCGGUGCAAGAGGUUUGAAGACAUGUCAUUCUACCAGGGCAAGCUCUACGCCCUCACCAAAGGCAAGAACCUUCUUGUGGUGAACAUCAGCGACGACCAUAGCACCGGGGAUCCACAGGUUUCUCGUAUUGGACAAGCCAUCAAGGGUGAUCCAUGGUAUUCAAUUGCGUUCACCAACAACACUAUGCUCUGCAAGAAGCUCUACCUGGUUGAAUCCUGUGGGGCACUGCUGAUGGUACGCAGGACGAUUGUGUGCCGGGUUCCUGAACCUGGGCUGUAUAGUGAAGCUGUUGCUGGAUGGAGUGCGUUUGAGGUUUUCAAGGCUGACUUUGAGCAUUCGCGGUGGGUCAGUGUGUCUACCGUGGGGGCUAACCAGGUGUUGUUUCUAGGGCGAAGGUGCUCCAGGGCUGUGUCCUUGUCUCCGUAUGGGGUCCUGGGUGCAGGUGAUCAGAUCUCGUUCUUGGAUGAUGAUGAGGAAAAUCGUAUGGAGUAUGGGUAUGGCUAUGACAAGGAGAACGCUUCUUUUGGCACCUAUGACAUAAGAUCUGGCGGGUUCAGUUCUGUUCACCCAAAGAUUUCAUGGAAGCGUGGCGAUGAAAUGCGUCUGGCAGCAUGGCUCUUCCCUCAUGACUGAACUGCUGUUAUUUCUAUGCAAGCUGCUACCAGGUUAUCAGACCGUGCUAUAGAUGUUAUUGUUCAGUGGUUAUUUUGCAAGCUGCUCAUAUGUUAUCUAUCUUACCAUGGUAUGUAUGGUAGUUACUGGUUGGUAUGGUGUUCAGUGAACCCAUUCAAGCCAUGAAAUGCAUUAGCAGUACUGGUAUGGUUAUCAGCACUAAUGCCUGAACUCAUUACGGUGGUUACUAUUCAACUUGUUAACUGCAUCGGUUUUCAACUAGUACCGUGGUUGUUUCUGUGCCUACAAAUAUGGUCUGUUUUACAUGAACUAGGUUACUCUGUUAGCUGCAGAGCAUCAGUAAUCGUCUGAAGUAAUUAUGGUUGUUACUGUCUAAAUUGUUAUUGCAUUGGUUUUCAGCUAGUGCCGUGGUUGUUGUGCAUAUGGAAGAUUUGCGAUGUUUUUGGCAUGGUGGCCUCUGACUCCCUAUAGUGGUAGAUUUGCUUUGUGCUCAAGUAGAUAUCUUGUGAUGAGCCUUGUGCAGCUGUGUGAUUUGAACACAUA